AUGUCCACUACCGGGGACAGGGUUGUGAUCUUCCCCCUAGAGAGGCAGAUUCAGGUCUCGGUGGUGGCGGUCUCCAUCGCCUUCAUAAUCAUCCCGACUGUCAUGGUUACCAUGCGCCUUAUUGCAAGGCGCAUAGCACACAGAGCCAUUGAUGGGAGCGACUGGUGCAUUGUUACAGCAUGCGUCUUUUCCAACGCUCUCCAAGCCGUCUCAAUUGUCAGUGUGAUGCAAUGCGGUGUUGGCUUUCACAACGCAGAGAUUGUCCCCAAGUAUGGCUUUGGACCAAUCAUCAAAUUUCUGAAGGUCCUCGUCGUCCAACAGAUCCUUUGGGCGAUUAGUCUCAGCCUCUGCAAGAUUGCUAUCCUCCUCCUUUACUCAAAGAUAUUCACAACACGCAUGAUGGUUCUGGCAGCAAGAAUUCUGGCCGGCUUCACUAUGAUGUGGACCGUGGUCACCGUUCUGAUAGCAUUUUUCAUCUGCCGCCCUCUAUCAGACAAUUGGUUGCUUGACCUAAAGAACCGCCACUGCGGAAACCAGCCCGCGGCGGACGGGACGAUGGGGGUUCUGAACAUGAUUACCGACAUCGUCGUGCUUGUCAUGCCUAUUCCCCACCUGUGGAAAUUGCGCCUUGAGGUGUAUAAGAAAAUCGCUCUCAUGGUGACGUUUUCGUUAGGAGUCUUUACCUGCAUCGUCUCAGCUUUACGACUGUAUUACCUCGCAAACCUCGAAUACUAUGACGUGACGUUUAACAUUCCCAACGCCCUCAUUUUCAGCGCCCUCGAGCCCGGCGUCGGUAUCACGCUUGCCUGCAUUCCGUUUCUCCGACCUAUGCUGGGCCGUUCUAGUUAUUCACUGAAGGGCACCGCCAAUUACUACAGCUCAAAUGGAAAAUCCGCAAGACUAGUACGGAGUGGCCGAGAAAGCCACGGGUUUGUUCUCGUUGAGAACUCGUCUCAGUACCAGCUCCAACAAUACGACCAAAAAGGCUCAAUGCCAAAGAUUCCCGGAAAGGUCCUGUAUAGCAGGGAUGGCAGUGCUCGGGAUAGAUAUUAG
This is a messenger RNA of Colletotrichum spaethianum, 1053 nucleotides long. RefSeq names its product satratoxin biosynthesis SC1 cluster protein 4. The record is from RefSeq and is a predicted model, not a curated record. NCBI's taxonomy places the organism in Eukaryota, Fungi, Ascomycota, Sordariomycetes, Glomerellales, Glomerellaceae. Bases 1 to 1053 code for a protein of 350 amino acids. The transcript has 4 exons.